GUCCGUUAUCGGCCAACGAGCAGAACACGUCGCGACGUUUCAAAAGGAAGAUAAAGAAAAAACAUUUUUCCAAAAAAUAAAAGAAAAACGCCUCUUAGCAUUUUUUAAAAAUAAAUAUAAAAAAAUUUCUAUUGUUAAAAAAUAUUGACAUACAUGGGUUCAAAAUUGACACCGGCUGUCAUUCACAACGACUAUAACGCCAGUUUACACAAUCUCAAGAGUAUCAAAUUCAAGUAGUUAAUCCCACCGCCUUUGCCGGUUAGCGCAUUUAUCGACUCAUCGCCGGAAUCUUGACAGUAUCCUCUCCAAUUUAAUGACUUAAAAUCAUCAGAAAACGAAUAUUUUGUCAAAUUUUCAUUUUCCCUGGCAAUGAAAAUAAAAAGUUUCAGAAACAGAUCAAGAAUAUAAAACGAAGAAGAAGAAGAAGAAGAAGAAAAAUACGUGCAGAAAAAAAUGAGAAUAAUAAAUAAAAAUAGAAAAACGAAAAUCAGAUCAGAAAAUUUAUUAUAAAAUGUACAAAAGAUCUCAAAGCAAGGCAUUUAUUUAAGUGUAAAAAAAAAAUUCGAACUUUGAAAUGAAUUCAAAAAGUAGGCACUUUUUUUAAAAGACUCUAAAAUACACGUUGUUUGGAUUAAAAAUAAUUCUUUCGAAAUUCUCUCGCUGAGCGAAGCAUUAGGAAGAUUUUCUUUAAGUACAAAAAGAAACGAAAGCAGUCCAUUGGAUUCAAAAGAAGACACUUUGACAAAAAAAGAAGAAAAAAAAAAAUUAGCAUGGGGGUGAAUCCAGAAAAUUCAAAACACGGCCAUGAGUUGGCCCCCCUGAAUGAAGGUAGAUUACACAGUGGACACAAUGUCACCAUUGUUGUGCCAGCAAAUCAAAAUGCGAGAAAUCAGGAAACUGAGGAGGCUAAUCGGGCACAAUGGAGUGGCAAAUUGCAGUUUUUUCUCAGUAUUAUUGGUUACAGUGUGGGACUUGGAAACAUAUGGAGGUUUCCAUAUUUAUGUCAACAAAAUGGAGGCGGAGCGUUCCUCAUCCCCUUUUUCAUCAUGCUCAUAUUGGAAGGUAUACCUCUGUUCCUAAUUGAAUUGGGUCUCGGUCAAAAAAUGCGACAAGGUUCUCUAGGCGUAUGGAACACUGUACAUCCAUGGUUGGGAGGUAUAGGAAUGGCUGCAUGUAUCGUCACAUUUUUCGUGGCGCUUUAUUACAAUGUAAUCAUCACCUGGUGCUUAUACUAUCUCUUUAACUCAUUACAGGCUGUGACGUAUAAAUUUGGUGAACCCUUAUUAUGGGCUUCCUGUCCAGAGAUAAAUGGAAAACCGGUCGAAGAAUGUGCAAAGAGUUCGGAGACCGCUUAUUUUUGGUAUCGUGUUACACUUGAUGCAUCACCAACAAUUGAUGAUGGCCAAGGAUUAAAAUGGUGGAUAGUUAUAUGUUUACUAAUCAGUUGGAUAGUCGUAUUUUGCAUCGUUAUGAAGGGAAUACAAUCGUCGGGCAAGGUGGUUUAUUUCACCUCAAUGUUUCCCUACUUGGUCCUCACAAUAUUCUUCAUUCGAGGGAUUACGUUAAAGGGCGCCGGAGCCGGAUUGGCUCAUAUGUACACACCAAAGGUGGAAAAAUUGUUGGAACCAAAAGUUUGGUUGGAUGCUGCAACGCAGGUAUUCUACAGUUUUGGUUUGGCAUUCGGAUCAUUGAUAGCUUUUGGAAGUUACAACACGGUGAAUAAUAAUUGUGUCAGGGAUGUAUUGCUCGUGAGUUUCUGCAAUGCUUUUACUGCAAUUUACGCAAGCGUUGUUAUUUUUGCAAUCUUGGGUUUCAAGGCAAUGAGCAAUGUGGAAAAAUGUCUCGAGGGUAACAAAAAUCUACUAAUCAACACUGGACUAUUGAGUUCAAAUUCAUCGAUUUCAAUUCAUUCGCCUGAAUUCGAGAAUGCUGUACAACAUUUCAAUUCAUCGAUGAAUUUAAGUCUCGAUGUUUGCGAUUUGGGCGAGCAACUAAAUAAUGCCGCAGAAGGGACAGGUUUAGCAUUCAUUGUUUUCACCCAAGCCAUAGUCGAACUUCCAGGUGCGCCAUUUUGGUCCUGUAUUUUUUUCCUAAUGCUCCUUGCACUUGGUUUGGGAUCACAAAUCGGACUUUUAGAAGGAAUGCUGUGCGUUAUUUUUGAAAUAGAUCUUUUCAAAAGGGUCAAGAAGCAGUACAUGACUGGUGUUGUUUGCAUCAUCUGUUUCUUCGUGGGUCUAAUAUUCUGCACGGGAGCUGGAGAAUAUUGGCUAACAAUGUUCGAUAGUUUUGCAGGAACAAUUGGUCUUGUUCUGGUCGCACUUAUGGAAAUGUUGGCCCUAAUAUUCGUCUACGGACAUGAAAAAUUCACUAAAGAUAUUGAGGAGAUGACUGGCUACCGACCAGGAUGGUACUGGCAGAUAACAUGGAGAUUUUUGGCCCCAAUAAUCAUGGUUGCCAUUCUGAUAGCUAGUGUUGUGCAAAUGAUCAUGAAUAAACCAAAAUAUCCAGCUUGGGUUGCUGCCUUGGGCAAAACUGAAUUAACGAUCUAUCCGGAUUGGGUUCUCGCAAUUGGAGUCGGAAUCAUUCUUUUAGGGAUCGCGCCAAUUCCUGUUGUUUUUCUCAUGCGAAGGUUCCAAUUAACGAAACUUGAUGUCGACAUUCAUCAUGGAAGUAUUCGUCGAAACGACACCACAGUAUCAACUAAAGAAAUGAUGGGUGAUGUCGAUUUGGAUGACUAUCAAGAUCGACUCGAAGACUUUCCUGAAGAAGAUGAAAAUAUCGAUAGUGACGAUGAUAAUAAUGCACCCCCUCGAAUGAAAGAUAGAGGUAAAGCUUUCGAAAUGAAAGUUAUUAACUUCUAACUUCCUAGCUCAAUUUCUCGUACUUCCGAUAAAUUAAAUACGAAAGAACGUGAGAAUGAGAGAAUUAAUUUUUAGAAAUUUAGAAUGUGCGUCAAAUUUUAAUUAACAAUUUAGUAAAAAAAAAAGAAGAUGAAUGGAAUGUAAAUGCGCGCGAAGUUUGCAGAACAUUAUCUCUAUAUUUAUUUUAAAUAUUUAUUAUAACCCCCUUCCCCCCCUAGACUAUACUAAAAUGUAAAAAAAAACUAUUAUAUUUAUUUUUCAAAUGAAAACAAAAUAUAUUUUUUUAACUUGGU
Leptopilina heterotoma is the source of this 3154-nucleotide messenger RNA. Its product is annotated as sodium- and chloride-dependent transporter XTRP3. The transcript is spliced from 13 exons. Gene Ontology annotation, cellular component: membrane. Gene Ontology annotation, biological process: sodium ion transmembrane transport. The record is from RefSeq and is a predicted model, not a curated record. NCBI's taxonomy places the organism in Eukaryota, Metazoa, Arthropoda, Insecta, Hymenoptera, Figitidae. Bases 771 to 2861 code for a protein of 696 amino acids.